Molecule: messenger RNA, 464 nt
Organism: Amblyraja radiata (thorny skate)
Lineage: Eukaryota; Metazoa; Chordata; Chondrichthyes; Rajiformes; Rajidae
Product: ATP synthase subunit e, mitochondrial-like
Exons: 4
Coding region: 115-330 (71 amino acids)
Biological process (GO): proton motive force-driven ATP synthesis
Cellular component (GO): proton-transporting ATP synthase complex
Molecular function (GO): proton transmembrane transporter activity
Source: RefSeq, a predicted model, not a curated record
ACGCCGAUCCCGGGGACGUGAUGACGCGACCGCGGUGUGACGGAUGGACGCGAUGACGCAGUGAGCUGCCCUCCCCCCGCCGCGGACAUUUGCUUCCCGUUGCCGGCCGCCGCCAUGGUUCCCCCGGUGCAGGUGUCGCCCUUCAUCAAGAUGGCUAGAUACUCAGCAUUGUUCGUUGGCAUUAUCUAUGGCAAGACACGCUAUGAUUAUUUGAAGCCUGUUGCAGAAGAAGAGAGAAGAAUCGAAGCUGAAGAGAAAAAGAAGCGAGAGGAGCUUGAACGAUUUGCAAAGCAACUGGCUGAAGCAAAUGAAGACACAAUAUUGAAAUGAUUGAACCCAACAAAAGAAUGGAUGAAGAAUAUCUUGCGUGCACCUCUGGUUGAUAGUAUGGACGUAAAUAUAAUCAAGACUGCUUUCUGGUGCAUUUUCCACCAUAGUGAAAAAAUAAAAUUUAUUUGAACAAU